Messenger RNA from Mizuhopecten yessoensis (Yesso scallop), 1308 nucleotides. Its product is annotated as prolactin-releasing peptide receptor-like. Gene Ontology annotation, cellular component: membrane. Bases 1 to 1308 code for a protein of 435 amino acids. Lineage: Eukaryota; Metazoa; Mollusca; Bivalvia; Pectinida; Pectinidae. Gene Ontology annotation, biological process: G protein-coupled receptor signaling pathway. The record is from RefSeq and is a predicted model, not a curated record. Gene Ontology annotation, molecular function: neuropeptide Y receptor activity. The transcript is spliced from 3 exons.
AUGGAUGAAGAUAUUUUGGUAGCCGCCACUAAUGAAAACACAACACUUUUCAAUGACAGUGCUAAUGGAACUGAUGCCAAGGAUUCCGAGAUGGUGUCUACAGAGUGGGUAGUAUUUCUAUCUCUCCUGUAUUCACUGACCACUCUUCUGUCUAUCGUCGGUAACGUCUUGGUCGUCAUCGUUUUUGCACGCGGACGGAGAUCGCGGACAGACUUACGUCCGUUUCUCAUCAAUCUUGCCGUGGCGGACCUGAUCAUGGCGGUCUUCUGUAUGCCUUUCACAUUCGGAGAUACCAUCUAUAAAAGCUGGUUAUUCUCGGAACCAAUGUGUCCAAUUGUGUUGUUCAUACAAACGCUGUCUGUGUCCGCUAGUGUGUUCAUCAACGUGGCGGUCGGAGUAGACAGGUUCAUUGUUGUUGCCUUUCCUCUCUACUCCAAGGCGUCACAGGCCCGUUCAAAACAGGUCAUAGUGGCCACCUGGAUACUAUCUAUAAGUAUAGCAUCGGCCGUCGUGCCAUUUGCUCACACACAACGAAUAAGAAAUACCACCAGGAUCAAAUGUUCCGAGAUUUGGCCAUCGGUUCAGGUUCAAAGGUUCUAUUCAGUGGCAUUAUUUGUAAUAAUAUACCUGCUACCGUUACUGGUCCUGUCCGUAGCUUAUAGUAUCGUAGGAUUCGUGCUGUGGAAAAGGACGACGCCAGGAAAUCGGGAUCAAAUGAGAGACAUGUUACAACUGCGGUCAAAAAUAAAGGUUUUAAAGAUGCUUAUCCUGGUGGUCCUCAUGUUUGGGAUCUGUUGGCUUCCGCUCCACGUGUUCAUUAUGGUGGUGAACUUUAACCCGGAAAUACUUCGAUAUAAAUCAGCAGAUGAAGAACACUUCUAUCUCGGAAUGUACUUAGCAAUUCACUGGCUUGCGAUGUCUAACAGUUUCGCAAACCCUUUCAUAUAUGGAUUCUUCAACGAAAGCUUUAGGGCUGAUCUGAUUACCUUGGUGUACACUUGGUUUCCUUGCUGUGUAUGUUUGAAAAAUGCAGUGCCCGUGUCUUCAAGCGCCCGCGGGACGGACUAUCAAACGUUUAUACGACAUAGAAGUAGUGCUCGGAGUACUUCUUCCAGUUCAUGGUCAUCUAAGCAGUCCUCUUUACGGUCUAUGGCUAGCUGUGGCAGUAUAACGACCUCCGAAGGAAAGGGAACUCCGAGAGACACAUGUCUCAGGAACAAUUUAUUGAGGAAGAAUUCUGUCCUCCUUGACGUCAUAAGUAUCCAGGCCAAAUCAUCCAAGAAUAAUGGCCCUCGAGAUGACGUGUGA